Molecule: messenger RNA, 473 nt
Organism: Medioppia subpectinata
Lineage: Eukaryota; Metazoa; Arthropoda; Arachnida; Sarcoptiformes; Oppiidae
Source: the annotation of a GenBank genome assembly
GUCUGUAGACUCAAAGAGCGUGUUUUCAAUGAAUAUUGUCAACACAUUUUGAGCGCAAACUGUUUGACAGUUUUUGAUUGAAAACAGAUUUCUCGAUACAAAACCAAAAGCAAAACAACAAAAAUAUCGCCAAAAAGGUUGACACAAAUGAAUGUAACGAUUGUCUCGAAGACACCGCCGAAGACAACCAUUGAUUUGAUGCCAACAUUGAGUUGAGAAGUGAGACCGCAAUGCAAACCCACAAUACUAUGGAUCAGCUUAUAUGCGAUGAUCUGAAGGCGUUUGAGAGACGACUGAUGGAAAUCGUGUCACUGGAGAGACCGGCGACCCGACGAUGGCGUGUAAUCCUCUGCAUGUCGUCGCUGUUGACCAGCGCUUCGGCUUUCUAUUGGCUCAACGACCCGAAGACGGCUCACAUAUCGCUCAUCGACUCAUUGGUCACGCAUUACUUGUUUACCAUUAAUUGUCUCAUU